AUGCCUGCUCAAACUAAAGAAAUUAUUGCCGCUCUUGAUGCUGUUCAGCCCGACGCGUUUGGCGGCAACGAAAUCGAACGGCUACAAGUACGCGCCGCUGCACGUCGACUGCUUGCCAGGGUGGAAUCCCCCUAUGAGCGCGCUUGGGGCUUCUGCUUUGAACAUCCUGUCGUCUUUGCCGCACUGCAGACAUGCAUCGACUUGGGCCUGUGGAAAUCCUGGACUGGCCUUGGAGGUGGUGAGCAGAAUCUCGACGAGCUGGUCAAGUUGACGUCUCCCAACAUCGAUACAAACCUGCUGCGUCGGCUCUUCCGCUUACUGGCAGCUUUCAAUGUGGUCGAGGAGACAGCAGAAGACAAAUUCAAGCCGACUCCGUUCUCGUACGCUAUCGGCGAUGAGAGUACCAAGGUUCGCGCCUCUCUUCAAGCUGCAACAAACCAAUACAUUGCGGCUGGUCAUAACCUGCCGGCAUACCUAGCCAAGAUCUCCUACAAGGAACCUACAGAUGUUAAUGUGAACAACCACUCGGACAGUGACCCGGACGGUCUCAACUUCUUUGGACGGUUGCAGAAAAGCCCCGCUUACUUCGAAUCUUUCACCGGUCAUAUGGAGGCAUGGACAGCAUGGAAGACUCCGUGGACUAAGGUCUACGAUACAAACAGACUGCUGGAUGGUGCCAAGUUGGACAAUGGUUCUGCAUUCGUGGUUGAUGUCGGUGGAAACACCGGGAUCGAUAUUUCCUAUGUGCAUGCCAAGCAUCCGGAUAUUCCUGCCGGAUCGCUAGUCUUGCAAGACCUUCCAGAAGUGAUCGCCAAUGCUCAGGUCAAUAAAAAGAUCACAGCUAUGGCCCAUGACUUUUUCUUGCCGCAACCUGUGAAAGGGAGCCGUGCUUACUUUAUGCACGCGGUUCUUCACGAUUGGCCAGACGACAAAGCUAAGCAACUGCUAGAAAAUACCAGAGAUGCAAUGGCAAAGGGAUAUUCCAAGCUCUUCGUCUAUGAUAUUGUUCUUCCGCCAACAGGAGCGAGCAUUAGCCAAACUACAAUGGACGUGAACAUGAUGUCGCUACUGUCAGCUUCCGAGCGGACCCAAGGUGCGUGGGAGAGGCUGUUAACCGAUGCUGGCUUUAAAAUUGUCAACUUCUGGCCUGACCCUCAGGAGUAUGAGAUGGUCAUUGAAGCUGAGGUCGCGGACGUUUCAAAUGGUCACUGCAAUUAG
This is a messenger RNA of Penicillium lagena, 1218 nucleotides long. RefSeq names its product S-adenosyl-L-methionine-dependent methyltransferase. The record is from RefSeq and is a predicted model, not a curated record. The transcript has 4 exons. Bases 1 to 1218 code for a protein of 405 amino acids. Gene Ontology annotation, molecular function: O-methyltransferase activity. Lineage: Eukaryota; Fungi; Ascomycota; Eurotiomycetes; Eurotiales; Aspergillaceae.